UGAGGCUUGGUUAGAUAAAUAAAAGAAAGUAAGACUUUCUGGAGACAGUGAGCAGUCUCCCUGCACAUUCAGCCUUGGGCAAGCCCGGAGACCCCUGGUGCUGAGCUGAGAGGCUGAAAUUCUACGGAAGCAUUAGAGAAGGGCCAACCAAAGCCAUGAUAUUUCCAUGGAAAUGUCACAGUGCUCAGAGGGGCUUAUGGAAUGUCUUCAAGUUGUGGGUCCUGACUAUGCUUUGUUGUGAUUUUUUUGCAUAUCAUGGAACUGAUUGCUGGACUUACCACUAUUCUGAAAAACCCAUGAACUGGAUGAAGGCUAGGAAGUUCUGUCAAGAAAAUUACACAGAUUUGGUUGCCAUACAAAACAAGGGGGAGAUUGAGUACCUGAAUAAGACGCUUCCUUUCAGUCGUAGUUACUACUGGAUAGGAAUCCGGAAGGUGGAAGGGGUAUGGACUUGGGUGGGAACCAAUAAGUCUCUCACCGAAGAGGCGGAAAACUGGGGUGAUGGGGAGCCCAACAACAGGAAGACUAAGGAGGACUGUGUGGAGAUCUACAUCAAAAGGAGCAAAGACUCCGGGAAGUGGAAUGAUGAUGCCUGCCACAAAGCCAAGAGAGCCCUCUGUUACACAGCUUCUUGUCAGCCCAGGUCAUGCAGUGGCCAUGGACAAUGUGUGGAAGUCAUCAACAAUUAUACCUGCAACUGUGAUGCAGGGUACUACGGGCCCCAGUGUCAGUUCGUGACUCAGUGUGAGCCUCUGGAGGACCCAGAGCUGGGUACCAUGGCCUGUAUUCACCCUUUGGGAAAGUUCUACUUCACAUCCCAGUGUACCUUCAGCUGCUCUGAGGGAACUAACAUAACUGGGAUUGAAGAAACCACUUGUGGACCAUUUGGAAACUGGUCAUCUCCAGAACCAACCUGUAGAGUGAUUCUGUGUGAGCCCCUAACAGCACCUGAUUUGGGAAAUAUGGACUGUAGUCACCCUCUGGCCAGCUUUGGCUUUACCUCCACAUGUACCUUCAACUGCUCAGAAGGAACACAGUUAAUCGGGGAGAAGAAAACUAUUUGUGGAUCAUCUGGAAACUGGUCCAGUCCUAGUCCGAUAUGUCAAAAACUGGACAGGAACUUCUCAAUAAAUAAGGAGAUCGACUAUAACCCCCUCUUCAUUCCUGUGGCAGUCAUUGUUACUGCAUUCUCAGGGUUGGCAUUUAUCAUUUUUCUGGCAAGGAAAUUAAAAAAAGGCAAAAAGUCUCAGAGAAGGUUUGAAUUCUUCACCAGACAUUCUAAAAGGACCUGGCAAGAAAGAAAUAUCUGCCCAGCUGCCUUGGGAUACUUCAAAUUUAUUGGACCAAGUGACCAUAGAAUCAUAGAAUUUUUGUUCUGAACAGGAUCUCGAUGGACAUGGUUUUCAAACUCUCUUAAUAAUUGAGCUAAUUGAAUAACCUUCCUAUAGUCCUUGAGCUAGUGACAGUUAGUUUCAGUAAUAUUAAACAUGUAUCAAAUGUUAAUUCAAUGCUGUGCACUGUUCUGAGUGUUUUACAUGUCUUAAAUCAUUAAAUUUUGCCUACAAAUCCUGUGUGUAUAGGUAUUAAUAUUUCCAUUUUACUGGUGAAGGAAGAGAGAAAUUCAAUAACUAGGCAAAGCUGAGAUUUGUACCCAUCUAGAUCCAAAGAUCAUGCUCUGAACCUUAAUGCUUCUAGAACUCAGGUAUCUUGAUGCCCAGGCUGGAGGUGUAAGUCCCAGAUACCCUCCUCCUCCAGUAGUGUAAUUUUUUAUUUUGCACUGAAACCAGUGUGUGAUGGCACUGAGGAAGGGUGGGGUGGAUGAAAUAGGGUGUGUUUCCAGAAAAAGCCAAAGGUAAAAUGAACACUAUCACACUCAACACUACAUAUCAGUUUUUGUUGUUGUUUAUUUAAAGUCCUUGAACUGACAUUCACAGUCCUUUGAGCUUAUUCCUAUUAGCAUUUGGUUGGUGAAUGACUGACUCCUAGGGCAUUUGUGGUUUCAACUCUUGCUGGGUUAUUUUGACUCUUCUGCAAAAUGGUUCUGUUUAUCACCUCAUUUGGUUUCUAGAAUCUAAAUUCUGCCUGGGUAAAAGCUACACCCAAGAUACACAGGAAGAUACGAUGCCAACCUCAGAGGAGGGUAUAUGUGAGAUUUUGUUUUCAGAAACAUUUUCAUCUCUAUAACUGGCAAGCACGUUUGCAGCUGCUGAACUGUGGUUUACUCUGGCAGUUCAUCAUGAGAACAGAAUCUCAGAAUCUUGUUCUCCUUUUGAGAGGUGUUAUUAAGACCUACCAUAUUUGGUUCUCCCCUAUUCUUUCCAAGAAUGAGACAGUUGUUUUGUGCACACAUACAUACCACUUUUUUUCUCAUGAAACUAAAUUUGUCAUCAUCUCCUUAAAUCCUAUGCCACUAGAAUCAGGCAUUUAGAACCACCACCACACCUUGCAUGAAUUUUGGUUUUCUCUGAUUUCUCUAUCCAUGUGAACAUGUUGUCUUCUACUUUUCUGGCUUUCUGCUGUUCAAAAUCUAUCUAAAAUGUCCUUUAUAUUCACUGGAUCUGAAGACAAAGCCUGUACUGCUGAGAUUUCUCUCAGUGUGAUCUGAGGACCAGCCGCUUACACAUUACCAGGGAGCUUGUUAGAAGCCAUAAAAAAGAGGUAAAUAAUUCUAUUUGCAGGAACAUGGAUGGACCUAGAGAUUAUUUUAC
Messenger RNA from Phacochoerus africanus (Common warthog), 2708 nucleotides. RefSeq names its product selectin L (gene SELL). The transcript is spliced from 9 exons. Gene Ontology annotation, molecular function: oligosaccharide binding; sialic acid binding. Lineage: Eukaryota; Metazoa; Chordata; Mammalia; Artiodactyla; Suidae. The record is from RefSeq and is a predicted model, not a curated record. The coding region runs from base 156 to 1379 and encodes 407 amino acids. Gene Ontology annotation, cellular component: membrane; external side of plasma membrane. Gene Ontology annotation, biological process: response to cytokine; leukocyte tethering or rolling; leukocyte migration.